AUCAUCAUCGACGGGUAUGACGAGUGUUCACAACGAGAGUACAUCGCUAGUAAUUCGGAUGAAAAGUACCCAAAUAACGCCAGAGAGAAAAUGCCAGUUGCAGCACUGUGUGCCAAGCUCAUCAAAGGAAAAAUACUGAGAGGUUCGGUCGUCAUGAUCACGUCAAGACCUGACGAAUCUGACGAAAUGAAAGCCAAAGACAUCUAUUUUGAUAGAUACGUUGAAAUUACAGGAUUUUCCGAGCCACAGGUAAAAGAAUACAUCGGAAAGUAUUUCAAAAACAACGACCGAAUGAAAAAAAUUGUCAUGGACCACAUUACAAAGAAUGUCAAUCUUGUCAGCUUUGCCCACAUUCCUGUGCUUUGUUUUCUUAUGUGCUCCUACUUUGAAUAUACUCUACAGCAACCAAAGAAGAAUAAUCCUCUCCCGGUGAAAACAAGUGACCUUUAUGAUGGAGUGGUCAACAUGUUCGUGCAAAAGCACGAUAGAAAGAAAAGAGCCUCUGUCGAAAAGACUCUGGAUGAAUUAUCUAAGCUUGCAGCUCAACUUCUUGUGGAGAGAAGGUUUCUUUUCCUUAUAGAGGACUUGAAAACUUUGAACAUACACGAGGUUGAAAGUCUGUGUGGAAGCGGUCUUCUUCAUUGCGGUCCUCCUUUCAGAACAUCUUUUUCUGCGACGACCAAACAUUUUUGUUUUACACAUUUGACUCUCCAAGAGUACUUAGCGGCUCGUUGGUUUGUGAACACAAGAACUAUCCCCCCCACAGAUGUGUCUACAGAAGUAGUUCUAUUUAUGUCCGGUAUUUUGUCCGAGCAAAAAGACAACGAAUUUGAGGAAAAGUUGAUUAUCCAAAAAUUUCUCAGCGACGACUUAUUGGCAGACGAAGACACAAGGGGGCAUUUAAUUUCUAAAUGUCUCCUACAAUACGAAGACAUCGAGUUUGCCAAGGGAAUAGUAAAGAGAUUUCAUGACGUAUUCUGCAUAUACGAUGAAUGUUUUGAUCUUUCUAACGUCGACAUUGCCUCUCUGGACUACGCUGCGGUGCCUUUUACAUUAGAUGUUUUUGGUGCACUCAAUGCAGAGGACGAAUCUGAAUGGAAUAGAAUCACUGAACUUCGGCUGAUAGGUCAGAAGUUCACCGAUGCCGGUGUUGGCAGUCUAUGUCAAGCAUUGCAGAAACCAACUUGUAAAGUCACCGUACUCGAUCUGGGUAGUAAUCAGAUCACCGAUGCCGGUGUUGCCAGUCUAUGUCAAGCAUUACAGACACCAACAUGUGAAGUCACCGAACUUGUUCUGGAUCAUAAUCAGAUCACCGAUGCCGGUGUUGUCAGUCUAUCUCAAGCAUUACAGACAACAACAUGUAAAGUCACCAAACUUUUUCUAAGUAGUAAUCUGAUCGCCGAUGCCGGUGUUGCCAGUCUAUGUCAAGCAUUACAGACACCAACAUGUGAAGUCAUCGAACUUGUUCUGGAUGAUAAUCAGAUCACCGAUGCCGGUGUUGUCAGUCUAUCUCAAGCAUUACAGAAGACAACAUGUAAAGUCACCAAACUUUUUCUAAGUAGUAAUCUGAUCGCCAAUGCCGGUGUUGCCAGUCUAUGUCAAGCGUUACAGACACCAGCAUGUAAAGUCACCAAACUUAGUCUGGAUGAUAAUCAGUUCACAGUUGCCGCUGUUUCCAAUCUACGUCAAGCAUUACAAACACCAACAUGUAAAGUCACCAAACUUUAUCUGAGUGGUAAUCGGAUCAACGAUGCUUGUGUUGCCAGGCUAUCUCAAGCAUUGAAGACACGAACAUGUCAAGUCACCGGUCUUUCUCUGGGUGGUAAUCAGAUCACCAAUGCUGGUGUUGCCAGUUUAUGUCAAGCAUUACAGAAACCAACAUGUAAAGUCAACAAACUUCAUCUGAGUGCUAAUCAGAUCGCCGAUGCCGGUGCUGCCAGUCUCUGUCAAGCAUUACAGACACAAACAUGUAAUGUCGCCAAACUUUUUCUCGAUUAUAAUCAGAUCAAAGAUGCCGGUGUAGCCAGUCUAUCUCAAGCAUUACAGACACCAACAUGUAAAGUCACCAAACUUUUUCUCAGGGGUAAUCUGAUCGCCGAUGACGGUGUUGCCAGUCUAUCUCGAGCAUUACAGACAGAAACAUGUGAAGUCACAGAACUUAAUCUGAGUGAUAAUCAGAUCACCGAUGUCGGUGUUGCCAGUCUAUCUCAAGCAUUGCAGACACCAACAUGUAAAGUCACUAAUCUUUAUCUGGGUGGUAAUCAGGUCACUGAUGCCGGUGUUGCCAGUCUAUGUCAAGCAUUACAGGCACCAACAUGUAAAGUCACCAAACUUAAUCUGAUUAGUAAUCAAAUCACCGAUGCCGCUGUUGCCAGUCUAUGUCAAGCAUUACAGACACCAACAUUUACAGUCACCAAACUUUAUCUGCGUAAUAAUCAGAUCACCGAUGCCGGUGUUGCCAGUCUACGUCAAGCAUCAAAACCAGCAGCAUGUGAAGUCUUCUUUUAAUCUAGGCGAAAAUCACGUUACAGACGCCGGUGAGAACCGUUUCAUGUAUAUUUUGGAUAAAAACUGUCAUAUCUACAUUUUUUAUGAUAAAGGAGACAUUGAGUAAGAGUCUCAGUUUUGGAAAAGAUAUACGAAAGUUCAAAGACACAGGGUAGACAUAGACAAUGUCAAUUGUGAACGCUUAAAAGCUGAAAACGCUUUAUCUUUUUGUUGUUCUUAACACGCAUUUAUCACUAAAUUAAUGCAUAAAUUAUAGAUUUUCAUAGAAAAAUCACAAGAUUUCGAGUAAAAUUUGAGAUCAAUUAGCGCGAGUGAACUGUUGAAAGGCUAACAAAACUACACGAGCCCGUAAGGCGAGUGAAAUUUGCCGUUCUUGGAAAAUAUACGAGUGCUGAUUUAACACAAAUUGUAGGAGAAAAAACGUGAUUAUCUGUUAAUAACUUACCUGCAAAAAUCAGACUCUGUUUUCCUCUUAGUCGUGUUUAUUUCGUGUCGUGUUUUACUGGCUCGACCGCUUGCCUUUG
Messenger RNA from Pocillopora damicornis (cauliflower coral), 3032 nucleotides. RefSeq lists its product as uncharacterized. The record is from RefSeq and is a predicted model, not a curated record. Lineage: Eukaryota; Metazoa; Cnidaria; Anthozoa; Scleractinia; Pocilloporidae. Gene Ontology annotation, molecular function: protein binding.